Fusarium musae is the source of this 819-nucleotide messenger RNA. RefSeq lists its product as uncharacterized. The transcript has 2 exons. The record is from RefSeq and is a predicted model, not a curated record. The coding region runs from base 1 to 819 and encodes 272 amino acids. NCBI's taxonomy places the organism in Eukaryota, Fungi, Ascomycota, Sordariomycetes, Hypocreales, Nectriaceae. Gene Ontology annotation, molecular function: protein binding.
AUGGACCAACUCGGCAAGCGCAAGGCUUCUGGCAUCUCCGAGGAUGAAGUAUCAACCAAGAGUAUUGCGAAAUCCAACACGUUCACGUUCGUUGUUGGCCCCGACGAGACCGAGUUUACUAUUCAUUCCGCACUUGUCGCAAAACAGUCACCCGUCUUGAACGUCCUGGUCAACGGACCCUUCAAAGAGGCACUGGAACAACGCGUCGAAUGGAUCGAUCUCGAGGAGACCGUCUUCCUGAGCUUCUGGGAGUUUGCGUACAGCGGUGACUACACCAACCCCAUCCGAGAAGAUGACGAACAGGAGGAGGCAGAUCCUGUUGAUGAAGGGCUGAGCAACUGGAGCAAGUCUUGGGCACACUACGUCCGCCAUUACCCACCAUUCUCAGGCCCUAACAGUCGCAAUGCACCCGGACUCAACGGCAUGUGGCAAGACUUUGUCGACAAGUACACCCCCAUCUCUCGACCAUCUGAUGUAGGCAACAUUGGUGAAGGCACGCUGCUACACCAUGCCCAGGUUUGCAUAUUCGCUGAUCGAUACUGUGUCGACGCGUUAAUGGAAGUUUCCUUGGGUAAGCUAUUCAUCGCUCUCGAGGCGAUCAUACCUUGGGGCAAUUCCUGGGACUCCAUCAUGGAGCUACUGAUCCUGGCUUCUGGCAAUUUUGUGCCAUUCAAACUUCGGGAGAUUGUCGCAGAGUACAUUCUGAGCCAGGCCGAGCUGUUCAAGAACCAGGAGGUGUUUCAGGACUUUAUGAGCAAUCACGAUGGUCCGAUGCAGGGACUGUUGAGUCAGAUCUUUGAACCCGAGGAUGAUCUUUGA